GCCUCCAUACCUGCCACAUGCAGACCUUGGUACUGGGACACGCGUGAGGCUAUUUUCCAACAUCUUUCCAUCAUUGGCCCAAAGUCUAAUUCCAAACAAAAAUCGCCGAUUAGUCGAUGUUGUUCGAAUGGCCAAUUGUGUCCGGUAUCCACAGCAAGGUGGUAAGGAGUGUGCAGCGUCCUCUUGUGCCCAUGCAAUGUGUUAUUCCAUCACAUCUGCUUCAUCGUCGGAGUGAGGAUCUUGCGUGACUGACUGCGUUCGUGCUAACCCUGGCUACCGGUCCGUACCUGCUUCGGAGCAUCCAAGUUCUUGGAAUCCUUCGCCUUUCUGCCCAGUUAUUCUGUUGUUUCUGUUACGAUUAGCCUUGUGCUAGCAAAUUUAUCAUCUAAUUAUAAUUCACCCAAUUCGCCAAUCACACGCAUGCAUUGGGAUAACCUUGCUUUUGGCGUGCUUUCGCUGGACUUCCAAUUGGCUUUGUUUACACCAGCAACCAAACCAAAACAUUCAGCCUCUCCAUCUUCAUCAUACCUAAUAAUUCCCUUUCAUAACCAUUGUAUACCUUCCAUCUGCACUCUUCGCUCUUCCCACGCAUAGCAUCUAUCCAAUUGAUUUCAACCAGUUCCAUCUGUCAUUCUUGCCUUCUUUGGGUUCAGCCAAGAUCUCAGGUCAAUUGUACUGUACUUGCCACAACAUCAAGAAUUAAAUAAAUCUAUACUCUCACUCAGAAUCAUCAAGCACAACACUCCUUUUGCACCGAAUUUCUGGGGAAUCUUUGGAAUCUCCGCAACAGCCAUGUCAAUGUCGGCCUCCUAUAAACCAUCACCGCUCUCGUUCGGGUCACCUAGAGCUUCACCAUUUCGAAGACCGGAAUCCCAAUCUCAAUCUUCUACUCCAGUUUCUCUUUCUCCGUUAAGACAAUCAACUCCAAAUCCAAAUCCUGCAGCGGUCAAGAACAUGGUCACGCCAAGUAGACUUGGUAAUGCGGUCACCCCCAAUUCGUCGGAUGGAAUAACUACGAGCAAAUGGACCCCUAGAGGUAUUCCUCCUGCCUUUCGUGAAACGGAACCUUCACCUACAAAAGGCGCACAGUUGAGUCCGGGAUUCGGUGGCCCGUUGAGAGCGGCGAGUACGAACUAUUCUAAUGACAACGAAAAUGCGCUGUCGAAAUUAUCCAACGCGCAAGUCAGAGAAAUGAGGGAAGGGUUCCAGAUAUUGGAUAGAGAUAGUGAUGGACAGGUUGGCAGAGAAGAUGUAGCUGAUAUGUUGACUCAAUUGGGUCUUUCCUCCAAUGCUUCAGAAUUAGCUGGUUACUUUCCACCAUCAACUCCACAAACCAUCACACUCCCUACAUUUCUUAAUUCGCUCGCUACACAGCUAUGUACUCUUUCGCCAACUCCGGAAUUACUAGAUGCAUUUUCCGCAUUUGACGAGGAUGACAGUGGACAAGUUGAUUAUGCAGAAUUACGAGAUGCCUUAAUACACACAGCACCCGAUCCAGGUGUGAAGCCCUUGACGGAACGGGAGGUUGAUAGAGUUAUGGGUGGAUUCACCGCACGAAAAGCAUUAUCAAAACACACAGGAGCAAUGAGUGGAAGUAGACGGCAGGAUGUAUUCAAAUAUCAGGAGUUUGUUUCUAGUGUUGUCGGAGGAUCUGGGCCGGACGGGAAAGGAGAAAGAGUUAAUGACGAUGGUGAUGAGUAAUGUUUCGUAUGGAUAUAUGUGUACGAGGUAGAAUGGGUAAGGUUUGGGGGUCGGGACUGGGAAACGGUGGAGGUGUUGUGUUGGCGUUCUUAUGUGUAAUUAUUGGUUGGACAUUGGUCGGUCAUGGACAAUGAUAAGUCCAGAUUGGGUGGAAGGUUAUGGCUUCAAUUGUAUUUGAUGUUUCUUUGUUCUGUACACAUGGAUAUGGCACGCUUGGAGUGACGGAUCGAAUGAACGGCGAUUCCCAAAUCGACAAAGUGAUAAAUGUGACAAAUGCCGAUGCUUUGGUUCUCAUUCUUAAAUCUCGCAGGCUAGAGAUAAGUUGAUACA
Messenger RNA from Botrytis cinerea B05.10, 2031 nucleotides. RefSeq lists its product as hypothetical. Gene Ontology annotation, biological process: actomyosin structure organization; mitotic cytokinesis. The transcript is spliced from 3 exons. NCBI's taxonomy places the organism in Eukaryota, Fungi, Ascomycota, Leotiomycetes, Helotiales, Sclerotiniaceae. The record is from RefSeq and is a predicted model, not a curated record. Gene Ontology annotation, molecular function: calcium ion binding; myosin heavy chain binding; cytoskeletal motor regulator activity. Gene Ontology annotation, cellular component: cytoplasm; myosin II complex. The coding region runs from base 793 to 1701 and encodes 302 amino acids.